UUUGUAGGUCAAGAUGUUAUUAAAUAUAAAAAGUAUCUUAUGGAUGUGCUCUAUUCCAAUAGUAACAUAUACACUGCAAAAAGUUAAAGUGGACAAAAAAAUCCAUGUACAGGGAUCCUUAUCUCGAAGAGCAAUCCUACCUUGCCUCUUUUCAACUUUGCCCACUUUGUCUCCCAGCUUCCACAAUACAAAUGAAUUUCUUCGAAUCAAAUGGUCAAAGAUUGAGCUGGAUAGGAGUGGAAAAGACCCUAAAGACAUCACUGUCUUGGUGACCCAAAAUGGGAACAUCAAAAUAGGCCGAAAUUACAAAGACAGAGUGUCUGUUCCAACCUACCCAGAGGGCACUGGUAAUGCUUCAUUAACUAUUGAUAAACUACGUGCAAGCGAUGCAGGUGUAUACCGUUGUGAGGUCAUGUAUGGAGUUGAAGACACACAAAACACCUUCUCAUUGGCUGUUGAUGGUGUUGUAUUUCACUAUCGCGCAGCAAGUAGUAGAUAUACUCUGAGUUUUAAGCAAGCUCAGGAGGCUUGUCUGGACAACGGUGCUGUCAUAGCAACCCCUGAACAACUGAAAGCUGCAUACGAAGAUGGAUUUGAGCAAUGUGAUGCUGGCUGGGUGUCUGACCAAACAGUUAGAUACCCAAUUAGGCAACCCAGAAUUGGCUGCUUUGGAGAUAAAAUGGGAAUGGCAGGAGUCAGGACAUAUGGAUUCCGUCUUCCUAAUGAAACUUAUGAUGUAUAUUGCUAUGUGGAACGUUUAGAAGGUACUGUGUUCCAUGUAACUGUGCCUGACAAGCUAACCUUUGAAGAAGCUAAAGAGGAAUGUGAAAAAAGAAACGCAGUCCUUGCUACAGUUGCAGAGCUGUAUGCUGCCUGGAGGAUAGGCUAUGACCAGUGUGACUUUGGCUGGCUGGCUGAUGGCAGUGUUCGCUAUCCUGCAUCCGUGGCUAGACCUCAAUGUGGAGGAGGUUUACUUGGGGUGAGAACCCUAUAUCGCUAUGAGAACCAAACAGGCUUUCCUUUGCCAGAGACAAAGUUUGAUGCCUACUGCUUUCAAGGUGAACAAAAUGUUUCAGAUUCUCCAUCUGUUGAGCUGGACAUACCUCUGGAAAGUGUGUCAGAGCUAAAACUGAUACCUUCUAAAGUUACUGUAACACCUCCUGUCUCUGAUACUCCUGUUAUGGAAUCAGCUGUCACCAAAAUGAAGAUCCCUAAUUUGGAAAAAAUUGCCAUGGAAUUGGAAAAGGAAGAUACAGGCCUAACUACAGAAGUAGCGGAGAAAAAGCAGGAAGAAAAAAUGCCCAAGGACAACAUUAAGUUAACUACUACUCUACCUCAGACUGUCACACAUGGCAAAAUGGACACUUCUGAUUCCUUACAAAUGGCAGAAUCUGACAGUACACCUAGGUUAGCAGCGAGCGCAUUCACACCAGAGGAGAUGGACCGUGCUUAUUCUGUUGCAGAAUUGUCUGAGAAACCAGGUAGGUCUGAAAGCACUGAGGAUGCUUUUGUGACCUCAACAAUUUUUCAGAGCAGAACACCUGGAACUGAGAUUUCUACUGAUUCAUGGAAAACUUUUGAAAGCCAGACUGAACAAAUAGAGGUUGGUCCAAUAAGAGCAUCUGUAGAGACCUCAGUGCAAACAUCCAUCUGGGAGAUUUCAGAAACAGACACUUCAGUCACAUUAACAAGAGGGGAAAUGUAUCUUGGUGCCCAAACCACGAAAGAACCCGGAAAAAAAUCAAUGGAAGCAAAAUCGGACAAAAAACUUACAACUGUUGUUAUUCCCAAAGGUCUAUACACUGAUCAUGAAGAGAUUACAACAGAGGAGGAGGGCAGAGCAAGCGCAUACACUGUUGUGCCUGAUUCGAGAACUAUGGCUUCUAGCAGAACGCCAGGAUCAGGAGUUAUUACUGUAUCAAAGACUUUCUUGGAUGAGGACAGUGUAACAUCUACAGCACAUGAGCCAACUCCAGCAGUUAGAGUAAGUUCCCCUGUAACUCUGUUUGAUGAAAGUGAGGCAUCAGCUGAAGGAAGUGGAGAAGAUUUGAAAGAUGUUCAGCCUACUGAUGCUGAAAUGUCAUAUGGAGUUCCCUUAUCUACAGCUGUACAAGCAAUUAAUCAGACAGAAACUGAAUCUGCGCUUCUCUCACAAGAAGGUACACCCUCACCACAAAGUUUAGGAGAGAGCAUGCAAACUAUUAUCUACCCAUCUCACCAAACAACAACGUCAGCCAUCUUAAGAGAGCAAGAGAGAAAACAGGAAAAAACUAUAGCGUCGGAAGAGAAAAUAAUAGAUGGUACAACUUAUUAUAUCACAACAGCAAUUUCUGCCUCAGAUAAGGACAUAUCAGAACCCAUGGUCUAUGUACCAAGUGAGAAAUUCACACUUGCCCCUCAAGUUUCUAGCAUGUUGCUAUCAACUGAUAAGGAUCAGAAAUAUGUAGCUGAAGAUAUGUUUCAUACUGAAACAAUAGAUAUUUUAAAUACAGAAGAUGAUACUGAAGAUGGAUCACAGAUUUCUGUAGGUGGUUCAGGGCACGGGGUACAUCCAGAGGAAGCAACAGGUGGAACUACAGUAAGCAUUGAGCCAACAGACAUAAGCAGUAAAUUUACAGCUGUAUCAGCUGAUUCAGAUCAGGGUAAAAGUGUCUUCUCCAUAAGCAGAGCUUUAGAAUUGGAAGUAAUUACAGUAUCAAAAGAAUCACUGGAACAAAGCAGUGCAACAGUAGAGCCUUUUAUAUCUUCAGUGCCAGCAUCACAAGCUACACUAUUGCCAGCUGCCAUACCCACGGUCAUAACUGACAAAAUCCAAAUGACAAAGAGUUUUACAGAACAUGAAGGAGAUGAUGUUUCAGGGUAUCGUGAUAUUUGGAAAACACAUGCUCCUACAGAAAUAGAAGGAGAUGUGGUCACUGAAAAAUAAAUAGCACCACCUGCUGAAGACUUUGCACCUACAGAGAAGAAAGUUACAAAACACGCAGUUACAGAAGGUGUGAAGAUAAGUGCUGGAACAGUCGGUAAAGAAGAAUCACCUGCAUUAGCAUCCACUACUGUAAAAACUUAUGAAGUAACAAGUGCAGUUAAUUUGUUGGAUGAAGGAAGUACUGCUGAGCUGGUAACAGAAGCAGAAAGAAUGACUACUAUAUACCCACAUAUUUCAGACAUAGAAGAAAGAGUGCACAUUGAUUUUACAGGGACAAAAGAACCUAUUAUAAUUAGCGAUAUAACAACAACAGACACUACUGUUGCAAUUUCACCUACAGAACUUGAUGUUUCCCCAGCUGUUGUGACUUCAGAAGCUGAAAUCACUGAAGUAACGAAGAUUACAGAUCAGGCUCCUUUUAAUGUCACCAUUCCCGUAGAAGGAACAGAAACAAGCACAACAGAUACAGGAGUUUUUGUGGAGGAACACUUUAUCGAAGAUCGAACUAAGGAGGAACUGGCUGUUGCCACAGGCUCUACUGCAACAGUUUCUAAGGUACUAGUGUCUUUUUUUCCUUUACCUGGACCAACAUCAACAUCAAAACCUGAAAUGGCUCCAACAUCUGUUAAAGCAAAGGAGGAUGUAGAAGGUUCGGGUUCAGCAUAUGAUGAAAAAUUUACAGCUACAGAAGCAGCAGCGCCCUAUGUAAAGUUAACAGUUUCUGAAAAAGCACCUGGUGAAACAAUGACUGGGACCACACAACUUGCAGUUUCUCCCAAACUUGAGGGGAUUACUGAACACAAAGUAAAGACCACUGAAGUUAUAACAGCAGCACCAAGUACUGAAGCUGAAGUGGAUGGAAGUAGAAGAACCCCCAUUGAGGAAGAAGACAGAAGUGCGGGGAGGUGGGAAUCAAUGUUGACAUCACAUACUGAAAGUACCGCUCAUCACACUGAGAAAUCUACAGCUGAGGAAAUUGUGGAACUUCUUACAACCCAGCCUGGAGAAGGUUCAGGAAUAUUGGAGGAACCUAAAGGAACAGAACCAAUGAUGGUUUCAGCUAUUUCUACGGAGAAAACAACACUACUGCGUGAUUUAACUUCAUCUUUUAUUGAUGCAGCUGACAAAUUCCAACCUGCUUCAACAUCCAAACCAUUUGUUACUGAAAAACCACCACCUAUAAUUUACACAGAAGAUGAUGAAGAAAGAAGCAGUGACAUCAUUAUAAUUGGUGAAUCUACUUCUCCCAGCAAAGCCACUACUGAUGAUGAUCUCACAGGCAAGACAGUGGAGCCAGACAUUGAUAAAGAAUAUUUCACAUCAUCAACUGCUACUGCAGUUGCACGACCUACCACACCACCUAAAGUGGAGGAAGCCACAGAGGCUUUACGACCUCAAGAUGUGUCUCCCUCUACUUCAUAUCCUGAUAGUGAACGUGAUAUAAAAAUGAUAGUUAUUAAAAUCACAGGCAAUGAUACAGAUCCAGUGCAUGAAUUUUUGGAUCUAUUUCGUAUACUUCCACCUGCAAUAGAUGAACCCCCCAUAGAUGCAGAGUCAUCAGAGACUGAACCUUGUACCACAGAGUCUGAACAAGAGUCACCUGAGAUCGUAAUACUGCCUGAUAUUAUACCACCAUUUAUAGACUAUGAAGAAGAGAAUGACUGUGAAAAUACAACUGAUGUCACAACUCCUCCAGCUUUGCAGUUCAUCAAUGGGAAGCAACAGGUGACCAGUGCACCUAAAAGUACAAAAGCUGAAGAAGCCAGAAGUGACCAAAUUGAAAGUGUUGCACACUCCAGAAAUGUAACAUUUUCACAAAUCAAUGAAAAUAACACUUUUAUAAUAUCUGAAAAUGAGGCUUCUGAUACAAUACAACCAAGCACAUCUAGAGAAAUAACAGGGGUACUUGAAAUUACACAAAAGCCUACAGCAGAUGUUGCAAUGUUAGAACCUGUGUUCAGUGGUGAAUCAGAAACUGCAACUGUGGAUAAAUCUGUAGAGAUAACUUCUAUAUUUGGACGAACUUCACCAGAAACUGUGGGGACGUUAACAGAGCGUGAAACUGAAUUUCAGUCAAGCUCAACGAAUGACACUGAAAUCUUACCUCUGAUUCCUGUAGAAUCUUCUGGAGAUGGUACCACUGAUUCUGAAUUAUCCAAUGGUAUCUUUUCGGGAACUGUGCAAAUGACAAUAAAGGAAGAUUCUGAAAAAAGUUCUGCUAUAACUUCUUCUGUUCCUAAUGCAGUUUCUGAUACUGUUUCCAUAGGCAUGGGGCAGGAUUUUAUGCCAGAAAAAGAAACCUCUAUUCUAAAAAGUGAUAAAACAACUAAGCCUGAUACAUUUUCUUCAUUGGAAGGUCUCAUGGAAACAACAAGUCAUACAGAGAAGUCUGUAGCAAGUCCUACAUCAUUCAUAAUACCAGAAGGGUCUGGAGAUGUAGAACAGGAUAUUGAUAAAACUUCUGCUAUGGUAACAGACACUGCAGUAACUGAAAAUGUUUCUGUGCAAGAUAUUUCAUUAGGCUCAGGAAAACUCCUGCCAACAAAAAUGACCACCAUUGUUUCAGGACCCACCAUUCCUUUGCCUCAGGGAACUGGCAUUGUCUCUUCUUUUUUUGAAGUUGCUGAAGUAACUGCCUCUGCCAAAUCUGAUAGUGGGUCCGUUACUGAAAAAGGGGUUAUCAGCUCUACAGGAACUGAACUAAACAGUAAAGAAAAUGGAAAAGAAGCACAGAGCACUGUUUAUUCAACUAAGAUAUAUCCAUCUACUAUUGAGACUGGAAAGCUGGUAUUCAGUGAACUGGGAAGUUCUAGUGAUGAAGUCAGAGUUGUAAAACAGGUAUCUACCACUCUCAGCAAAACGGUGUCAGUGACAGCUGCCACCUAUCCUGAAAGCAAAGGGGUUCCUGCUGAUCCUCUCUACACAGAGAAAGGGCUUUUCAUAGAUGAAGGAUCUGGAGAAGAACCAGCAGACAUAAUGAAAACCACCACUGACAUAAUUUCAGGGAGUCCCACAAACAAAGUGGUAAGUACUGACUCCCCAUUUAUUGAUCCAGGUUCUGGAGAUAGAGAUUUUAUUACUGAAUCUACUACCAAGACUUCAGCUCCAUUGAGGCCUCUGACUUCAAGCCUUGAAAUACAAACUAAAAAGGAGGAAAGAGAAGUUUAUCACACAAAUGCUUCACCUGUGGAAUAUACAACAACUCUUGAACCAACAAUGUCAGUUUUAAGUACUGAGUCAGAUGGCUUAACUAAGGAAGCUGAAACAGGGAGUCUGAUAUCCCAAAGCAUUUUUAGUACAAAACAGCCAGAACAAAAACGUGAAAUAGAAACAACCUUUGUGAUUACAUCUGUUCCUUUACAAGAAAAAUCUAGUCCCGGAAUUAGAAAAGAAAUUACAACACUUCCUAUUGCAACAGAAGGUGAAACUAAAUACACAGCGCAGUCUGGUGUCACAUCAUCUACCGAGUCUGUAGUUGAAACUACUCGUCCUGAUGUCAUGUUGACACAUGCUGUCAGUAGUAUAACUGUAGCAACUGAAUCUAUAGGAAGUAAAAGUGGAAAAGACAGUUCUCCGACAAGCUCUGUAAACCUCUUUAUGGAAGCAGGAUCUGGAGAAGAAUCCAGAGAUGACAGUAGUAUGAUAGAUCAAGUAACACAAGGUCCCAAAGAAAAACUACUUAGAACUAAUUUCCCAUUUAUUGAUCAGGGUUCUGGAGAAAUGGACACUACUGCUGUGUCUUUUACAGAAACAAUAGUUUCACCACAUUUAGCAGCUAGACAACCAGAAACACAAACAAAGCAGGAUGAGAAAGAGACUACCAGCCCACCAUCUGUUGAUUAUUCCUUUACUGUUGAAUCUGAGAUCCUAAGUAGAAGAACUGAAAGUGAAUUCGCCACACUUAGAACUGAAAUUGACAAAGAGAUGGAAGAACAAACAAUGUCUCAUGAUUUCAUAGAGAAAGCCUUUGUUACAAAACUUCCUUUGGAAGAACAUAUACAUUUGGAACAGGAUGUGCCUGCAGAAACUUCACAAAAACCUGAGGAUUCUUCUUCAGUAACAACAGAGGAAUAUUUCAAUAAGGGUACAGAUCUUAGCCUUGAGAUUUCCAUUGUUACCACUGUUAGCCCAUAUUCAGAAGAAAAUAAUUUGGAGAUAAGUUCUGGCACUGAAUCUGUUGAAAAAAUGCCCUCUUCCUUUGAUGAUUUUACUUUAGUAACUGAGUCCAUACAACUUAAAAGCAAAGGUAUAAGUCCUCCAGCUUCUCUUACAAGAAAAGAAAAGGAGCAGGUACAAAACAUUUUCCCUACAGAAGAUAUUCAGAGAUCACUUCCAAUUUCUAAAGGUGGUGGGCUAAUAAUUAAAGAGACCAGUAGUGAUUCAUUGUUUUCAGGACAAGGGUCAGGAGAUGAUCUCAGUCCUAUGUCUGUAGCGCCACUGAAUUUUGUGACUGCAAAAGAAACUGCCAGUACUUUAAGUUCUGAGACUGAAAGUGUGGGACCAAGUCCUUCAACUGAGAAAGCAGAAGUGCUUGGAAGAAGUACUGAACAAAGUCAUUAUUCUAGUGAAGGAGUCAUUCUACUGGAUUUUGUAACCAAGGUAGCUUCAGAAACAACAGAUAAGAUGAUCACCAGGACCUCAGUCUUCACCGAAGAGAGUUCUACAGAUUUCAGUACUAGAGAAUCUACUGAGAAAAAACUCUCUUCUGUUGUCACUGAAGAUUCUCAGGAACAGGAAGCUGUCCUUACGACGAAAGAAAGUGAAAAAUACAGAACACCAGCUGCUAUUGAAGUUGUAACUCAAGAGAAAACUUUACAGCUGAUGACUAAUGAAGGUACAACUUCUACUUCUGUAUUUUUUAAUGGAACUUCUAGUCUUGAAACAGAGGACACAUUUGUAACAUCAGCAUCAAAAAUUCCAGCCUCACUAUUACAUGAAAGCUUUGGAGAAGGAUCUGGCUGGGUUGAAAUUGAAGGAUCAGUUCUUCCAGAUGCACCUACUCAUUUUGCAGGUCCCCAGACAGCGAAUUAUUCUGAAGUACUGACCACAGAGGCAACAAUAAAUGUAUCACAAACUGUUUCAGCAUUAUUGCAAACUGAUGCAGAAGCAAAGGAAGUCUUACUGAAUCCAACCAUAAUUCAACCAAAGACAGUUACAGGGAGAUAUGAAAAAAAUGUUCCAAUACUUGAUGACAAAAGAAUACUUACAGGAAACAUUUCUAUUUAUAAUGGGGUUACAUUAAUUGAAGAACGACCGGGAAUUACAUUAGAGGAAACAGCAAUCAUAGAUGCAGAUCACUCUAAAACGAUGCCUGAACAUAUACUAACUGUGGAGACAACUGCAGAUGCAGAGAUACAGUCAACAUAUGGCAGUAAUGAUAGUAUGACAGUUGAAACUGAGAAGUACGAUUCAACACCCAGUCUUCCUUCAAAUGAAGAAAAAUCAGAUGGAUCUGGUGAUAGUCUUUCUUUGACUGCCUCUGGAUUGUCAAUAAAUAGUGAAUCAGUAACAGUUAAGCACACACCAAAAUACAAGGAUUUUGGUUCAGGGGAUGUUAUGCAGUUCACAACAGAAACUCCCAGCACUACUGAAUUUUCUGAAUUAGGUUCUUUUUUUCUAACAAUACCAUCAUUGUCCAGCCCUACAGUGACCCACAGAGUGAAUGAAGACACCAAAGAAUCUCAGCUUGAGACUAAACAUGUAACACCAAAAAGUUCAACAGAAGGCAUCUCUGAAUCAAGUACUUUUGCAGACAAUCAAGUAAUAGCAGAUCAAAGUGAAAUAGUUUUUACCUCUGGGUAUUCAGGAAUGGGUCAAGAGAAUCUUGAUGAAAAGAAGCCGGUGGUUCCCUCUUUUAGACCAGACUUACCUACUGAGACAGAACAGGAGUUAACAAGUGAUGCAUCUAAUGUAAGUAUUGCUUCUACACAGUUUAUAUCUCAACGUAUAACAGAUUCACCUUAUGUGAGGGAAGAACAACGUACAGUUUACACAGAAACAAAAACCACAUCAAUAGACUCUGAAGAAACAGAUUCACCAAACCUUUUUUCUGUAACUCAAACUCCAAAAUCUCUAGUAACUGUCCAGUUAGUAAAUGGAGUAUCUGAAUACCCAGAAGUAAUCAUUCCAAGUACUUUGUCAUCAACUCAUUCAAACAGGUCCGACUGGUCAUCAGAACAAAUCUUCAAAGAAGUUAGUGCUGAUGUAACAGCUACUUAUAAGCCACCCACUAAAGAACUUUUUAUUGAAACUAAGUCUCCACUAGAUUCUUCUUCAGAACCUGGAUCUGAAAGCACAACUAUUGAGAGUACUCCUGAUUUUAGUGGACAGAUAACAGACAGAACUGAAGAAACAGAAACUUCUGUAAGUGAUUUGAUUAUUGAAGAAGAGACAACUAUUUCUGGAGAUACUCAAUCUACAGCUGUUGUUCCUACAGCUUUUAUACAGCCUGGAGAAACAGUAUACACAGACAUUCCAAAAGUUAGCACAGCAGAAGAUGAAAUCCCUACAGAGAGAGUAAAAGACCAUAGCCCUGUAGGUGAAGGCAGUACUGAGGAAGGUUUGCCAUGGCUAUACCCCACAUUAGCUUCAGUUUCACACGACAGUACCAAAGGUGGAGUAUUGAAAUCUGACCAGGAAACUAUUACGAUGUUAACUUCAUUUUUGGACCCUCUGGAAAUAAGUGGGAAAACAGAAAUAGCUUUGGUAGUACAGAAGGAAUCAACAACAAUAUCUUCUAACAUUGCAACAAAGAUUGCAGCCCCUGAAAGCAUUUCUGAUUCUAAUAAGCAGACAACAGUAAGCACCGAGGAGCUAAAUACUACUCAACUUGUAACUUCACCAUUUUUCCUUCUGGAUAUUACUAAUCAAUCAGAUAUUUUGAUUGGCACCAGAGGGGGUUCAGUUGAAGGCACAGCUGUCCAAAUACCAGGCCAAGAUCCAUGUAAAAGUAAUCCCUGCCAUCACGGGGGCACUUGUUAUCCACGUGGCUCUUUUUACAUCUGCACAUGUUUGCCAGGUUUCAGUGGUGAGCAGUGUGAUUUAGAUAUUGAUGAAUGCCAGUCUAAUCCUUGCCGAAAUGGAGCCACAUGUGUUGAUGGCAUCAAUACAUUUAUCUGUCUCUGUUUGCCAAGCUAUGUAGGUGCUCUUUGUGAACGAGACACAGAGACUUGUGACUAUGGCUGGCAUAAGUUCCAAGGGCAGUGCUACAAAUACUUUGCCCAUCGUCGUACAUGGGAUGCAGCUGAAAGAGAGUGUCGUCUCCAAGGAGCCCACCUGACGAGCAUCUUGUCUCAUGAAGAGCAGAUAUUUGUGAACCGAAUUGGGCAUGAUUACCAGUGGAUUGGUCUCAACGACAAGAUGUUUGAGCGUGAUUUCCGUUGGACUGAUGGCAGCACACUGCAAUAUGAAAACUGGCGGCCAAACCAGCCAGAUAGUUUCUUUUCUUCUGGAGAAGACUGUGUUGUUAUAAUUUGGCAUGAGAACAGCCAGUGGAAUGAUGUACCAUGCAAUUAUCACCUUACGUAUACCUGCAAGAAAGGAACAGUUGCUUGUGGGCAACCUCCUGUUGUGGAAAAUGCAAAGACCUUUGGAAAGAUGAAACCUCGUUAUGAAAUCAACACGCUGAUUCGAUACCAUUGCAAGGAUGGUUUCAUCCAGCGUCACGUUCCAACCAUUCGUUGUCAAGGGAAUGGAAGAUGGGAUCUGCCUAAAAUUACCUGCAUGAAUCCGUCCACGUACCAAAGGACUUAUUCUAAGAAAUAUUACUAUAAACAUUCUUCGUCGGGAAAGGGAACUUCAUUAAAUUCAUCAAAACAUUAUCACCGCUGGAUCAGGACGUGGCAGGACUCAAGGCGCUGAAUGCUAAAUGGUGAAUGGGGAUAUUCACCAUUUCAGCCAAAGUCCUAACUUACUGUGCCUUUUCUAUCACUUAUAGGAGUAUUAUUGAAUCAUUUUGAAACUAUGGACUCCAGUAUUCACAACACAUUUUGCAAAAAAAUUUGGUGUUUGUCAGAAAAGUGAGAAAGGAAAAAAAAGAACAAAAAUUGGGGGAAACCAUUUCCAGCCAGUCAGGAUGGUUAGCUUUCUAUAUGCCACCAGCGGGGGACCAUGGGGUAAUGUAAACCAGCCAACAGCAAUAGUUAAACAGCUCAAUUAUAGCACCAAUGAAAAUGUAAAUAAGAUGAUUUAAUGAUGUUUAAUUGUGUGUUGUUUUUAAAAUCCUGUAUAUAAAAUUAAAAGUCACAUUAAGUUCAGGCAUAUUUAUGGUUAUAUGGCCUCAGAGGUCUUUAAUCAUGAUUAGGUUGUUGAAUGACAUUCACCUAGGCUGGAAAUGGUUUCAAUAAUUGCAUUGAGUUAAAAGAUAUUUUUAGCAGGUGAAGAUAAACACAAAUUACAUGACAUUUUUGGACACUGCCAUCCCCUUUCAGAGAUAAAGUUUGUGUCCAAGAGAUGCAGAACUUAGAAGUAGCACAUAAAGUGGGAUCAAGCCUGAUGUAGGGACUGCAAUGUGGAACUUUUCCUGCUCUCCAUACUGGAUUCAUCAUUCAUGAGAAAGGACUGCAUGGAGGACUUAUAUAUGACAAGGAGGGCCUGUAAAAAUCAAAGUGCUAAUACAUUAACUCUCUCAACCAGGGCCAUUUUUUAAAAAUGAUUUUCACAACACUAACCACAGGUCUAUGUUACAGGUCUCUGCAUUUUAAAAUGGAGAUAGACCUAGGAUUUGGGGGAUUUUUUU
This is a messenger RNA of Gavialis gangeticus (Gharial), 11663 nucleotides long. RefSeq names its product versican (gene VCAN). The transcript has 14 exons. The record is from RefSeq and is a predicted model, not a curated record. Gene Ontology annotation, molecular function: hyaluronic acid binding; calcium ion binding. Lineage: Eukaryota; Metazoa; Chordata; Crocodylia; Gavialidae. Gene Ontology annotation, biological process: cell adhesion.